Camellia sinensis is the source of this 936-nucleotide messenger RNA. The record is from RefSeq and is a predicted model, not a curated record. Lineage: Eukaryota; Viridiplantae; Streptophyta; Magnoliopsida; Ericales; Theaceae.
AAUGGAUAACCUGAUAGAGAUAUGGCCCGGUGAACUUGAAGCUAAACUAAGACUAAGACGGAUGAUAGUUCACAAGUGUCAUUGGUUGCUGAAUAUUCUUUUUCCAUCCAAUUUGAUGAAGGCAAUGCAAAGUCUUGAAAUACUUGUAGUGCAGGAUUGCCAAUCUGUGGAAGUAGCAUUCGGUAUUGAAGGACUAAUUGUUAGGGAAGACCAUCAAGAUAUACUAUUCCCUUCAUUAAUAGAUGUGAGCCUUGGGCAUCUACCAAAGUUGACACAUGUUUGGAAAGACAAUUUAUCAGGAAUUCAAGGCUUCGAGAACCUAACAUCCCUAAACAUAAAGGGUUGUGGCAGUUUGAGAUAUGUAUUUUCGUCUUCUAUAUCCAAACUUCUUGUGAAACUGCAAGAAAUAGAGGUAACUGAAUGUCGUGUGAUGGAAGUGAUCAUUGACGAAGAACCAAAAAUAGAUGAUGAAGUCGCAACACAUAUUCUCAUCUUCCCUCAACUAAAUACUCUCAAACUCAGGGACCUGCCGAACCUUAGGAGUUUUUGCCUCCAAGCUUACAUGUUUGAAAGAUCAUUGUUGAAGACCGUGGAAGUAAUCAAUUGUCCCAACAUGAAGGCCCUCCCUUCAGCAUUCAAGCACAUGCAAGAGCCACAGACGAGCAAUGUUCAAUAGGCAAACUUUUUAACCUCAACUCAACACCAUCUCUUGGAUGGAAAGGUACAUUUGUUAUCUUACAAUUAUAGUAUUCACCAUUAACAUUCCGUUUUUUCAAAGAAAAUGUUUCCAAUAUUCAUUAAAAUAAGGAUAAACCUUAUACGUUUGAAGUUGAAAGAAUUGUUGGGUAAGCAAAAUCAUGGAAACUUUUUGGUCUCGUUUGGAAAGUUGGUUAUUUUAGUAUAAACUAUUUUAGUAGGCUAAAAUAGUUAUGUUUG